AUGGCAGACCAGUUGUUAUCAGGAGUCGGAAACAUCGUUUCAGCAGCAGUGGGAAUUGCAGACACAAUCACUUCGGGUGCCGUUGGUGCGUUCAUCACCGUGACAUCUGACGCCGAAGGAGCUUGGCGGACUGCCACGAGUGGAGCCGUUGUCCAUUUCGACACCUUCACUUCAGGGGGCGCUUCCGUUUUCGAGAUUAUCACCUCGGACGCUGAAGGUAGAUUCAGCACAAUUACCCAAGGUGCCGUUAGUGGGUUCUCGGUGCUUACAAGCAAAGGCGAUAGCGAAUUCAGCUCGGCAACGCAAGGGGGCGCCGCUGCAGUUGGUGCCGGUUCAGCAACUUCUAUCGCUUCAAGCUCAGAAGCAUCGAGCGCAGCAGGUUCAUCAUCUUCAUCAUCCUCGCCAUCAUUAUCGUCUCACUCAUCUAGUGAACAGAGUUCUUCAUCGGGCGCAGGUGCAGGUGCAGGUGCAGCAAGUAGUUCAUCUUCUCAAGCAUCAGAGUCAAGGUCCUCGGGUUCUUCAUCUUCGUCAGCUUCGGAAUCAAGGUCCUCGGGCUCGUCGUCGUCUUCGAGCUCGCCAAGCUCAUCUCGCACUUCGGGAGGCUCUUCAAAUGCCGGUGUUGCUCUCGAGCCAAUCAACUGGAAGAAAUCUGUCGCCUUGGCUGGUUUGGUUGGUUCUACUGUCUUGCUCAGCUUGUUCUAA
This is a messenger RNA of Lodderomyces beijingensis, 702 nucleotides long. NCBI's taxonomy places the organism in Eukaryota, Fungi, Ascomycota, Pichiomycetes, Serinales, Debaryomycetaceae. The record is from the annotation of a GenBank genome assembly.